UUAGCUGGAUCAAACAGUUAAGAAGGAAGAGUCUAUAAAUACUGAUUCCUAUGCACAUGGUCCUUCAGAAAUUCUUCAGCCUCUCUGAGUACACUGAGAAUAAAGAGGAACAUCCAUCCAAUCUCAUCACAAUGAAACAAAGCACUAUCCUUCGCACAAUCUUCCUGCUUUGCUGGAUCUUAAUUAUUCUGCCCAGGGUUCAAGGAUCCCCACUCUUAAGAAAUAUACGGUGUCGAUGUAUCAAGUCUUAUGAUGCUGUCCCUAAUGUGAAAGUCUUACAAAAACUUGAAGUAAUUCCCCAAAGUUCAUCAUGUUCACAUACUGAGAUCAUUGCUACAAUUAAGAGAACUCAAGAGCAAAGAUGUCUGAACCCUGACUCUAAGCAAAUACAAAAUUUAAUUAAAUUAAUUAACAAUAAAAGGUCUACAGAAACUUCUAAAAUCAGAAGUAGAAAUCACCCUACUGCUCCUAAGAGGAUGGACUAGGAUGUGGCCAAAUAUGCCUCUUCUCCUCAAUGAACUUCAAGCAAUAAGAACUGCUGUAUAAAUUAGUAAUAAUAGUUAGCACUUUACAUAGUGCUUGAAAGUUUACAAAGUGCUUUACAUGUUUUUUCAUUUGAUUCUCACAAAAUCCUUGUGAGAUAGGUGCUAUUAUUGUUAUUGCUACUGUUAUAUAAAUGAAGGUAUUGAGACUGAGAGAGAUUAAGUGACUUGUCCAGCGUGAAAGAACUAGUAAGUGCUUGAAGUUGAAUUUGAAUUCAGAUCUUCCUCACUUCAAGUCUAGUACACUAUCUUCUGUACUACUUAGUUGCCCAGAUGACAAGCCAUAAGUCACUAGGACUUAAUGGUUGUUUAAAAAGAAACUGGUUAUCUAGUAGGAAGAUGUCAAGAAAAUCCUGGCUCUGUCCUUUAUGCCCUUUGGAUAACCCUAAGAAAAUGAUUCUGGUAUUCAUUGGCACUCGGUUUCAUCAUCUGUAAAAGAAAAGAGCUGGACAAAAUAACUGAUUAAAUCCCUUCUAGUUCUAAAUCUGAUUUGAGGGCUGUGUGGCACUCAAGUGGUCCUAGAACCACCUCACAAACUCUGAGAUCUUUCUUAAUCCCCACCAGAGACUGGUCCAGACCCCCAACAUGCCUUCACUGUUAAACUGUUAAAAUAACUGGAUGACAAGACUUAAUGAUGUGCUAGGCAGACAAACUGUUUUUGUAUAGAGAUAAAAAGCCUGUUUAGUUACUGUGUGUUUCUAUUUUUUUUUCCCUGACAUGGCUUAUCUUUUAUUUAUUUAUUUUUUGUUUUGAACUUGAACAUCAAAUAAAUAUUUCUAUAUUCAUGAUAAAACAGAGGGGGUUGUAUAUUCAUCUGCGAUUACUGCUUGCUUUUUACAAAUAAAUUCAACAUGUACAAUAGAACAAAUACUUAUACUCAGGCAAAAUACAUUCUCAGAAAGGUUGUGUCCAAACAUGU
Monodelphis domestica (gray short-tailed opossum) is the source of this 1461-nucleotide messenger RNA. The record is from RefSeq and is a predicted model, not a curated record. Lineage: Eukaryota; Metazoa; Chordata; Mammalia; Didelphimorphia; Didelphidae.